This is a messenger RNA of Athalia rosae (coleseed sawfly), 3119 nucleotides long. It is a transcript of the gene Ugt50B3, whose product is annotated as UDP-glycosyltransferase UGT5. Gene Ontology annotation, molecular function: UDP-glycosyltransferase activity. The record is from RefSeq and is a predicted model, not a curated record. NCBI's taxonomy places the organism in Eukaryota, Metazoa, Arthropoda, Insecta, Hymenoptera, Athaliidae. The transcript has 7 exons. Bases 1 to 1626 code for a protein of 541 amino acids.
AUGAUAAUAACAACAAGAACGACGACGAUGGCAACGCACGAAAUAAUCUGCCUCUUACUGACCUGUCAAUUAUUUUUUUCAACCGAGUCGGCGGCCGGUUACAACGUGCUGCUGGCCACGAUGGGUGGUACGAAAUCGCACACGGUACCAUUCGUUGCCCUCGGUAGCAUACUCAAGGUCAGAGGUCACAACGUAACACUUUUCAGCGCGUUCGCAGGACCCGCGGCCAACAACGCUCUGACGGAAUUCGUACCGCCGCUUUUGGAGGCGUACGUUGGAAAUUAUACCUCGGAAUGGGAUCUGGUAGGAUCGAGAUUCAGGAACGAACUACCCCUGUCGCCGUGGGACGCCAUGAGGUACGGAUGGGAGUCCUGCGAGGCGUUGCUGAAGGACAAGAGCUCGAUCGCGGCGCUGAGAAGACCGAACGGGAACCGAGGAUCCCGAUGGGAUGUGGCCGUCCUGGACGGUGCAUAUCCGGAGUGUUUGCUGGCCAUACUGCACAAAGAGAAUAUACCCACAAUAAUGCUGAACACUGUAGCGCUUUACACCGGAUCGAUAAAUCGCCAGGGUAGUCCAUCGCCUUGGUCGAUAACUCCGUAUUUUGGAAAGGCGCUUACACAAGACAUGAAUUUCGUUCGAAGAAUCAUAAACGUCGCUUGCCUAAUGACCCUUGAAGUUAUGCAUUGGAUCAUGAUCACCGGAUACCUACAACCGAUUUUACACAAACAAUUAGGAGAAGACGUACCGGAUGUCAGAGACCUGAUAGCCGAAGUGCCAUUGACGUUCCAAAACAGCCAUUACACCGUAGCGGACGCGGUUCCGCACCUUCCGAACGUGGUGAACGUAGCGUGUUUGCAUUGCAGAAGACCUACCCACCUGAGCACGGAACUCGAAUCGUUCCUGAGAAGAGGUUUCAUCUUCGUGUCGAUGGGAUCGUCGGUGAGGGCGGCGGGCAUGCCGGACGCGCUUCGCGAAAUUUUUAUCGCCGCAUUCUCCACGCUACCCUACAACGUCGUUUGGAAAUGGGAGGGAAUCAAGAUAGAGAAUUUGCCGCCGAACGUCAGAAUCGCCGCCUGGUGGCCGCAGCAGGAACUGCUGGGUCACAAAAAUUUAAAAGGAUUCGUCUCCCACGGCGGUCUCCUCUCCCUCCACGAGGCGGCUUUUCACGGGGCGCCCACUCUGGUUCUUCCCGUAUUCUGCGAUCACGACGGAAACGCCGCUCAAGCUGAGAAACACGGCUACGCACUCCUCAUGGACUUGGCGAGCAUAUCGGCUACGGCGUUGCGCGAGGGUAUCCUGAAAAUCGCAUCGCCGAAGAACAAUCCUUACAGAAAGGCCGCCCAACGAACGAGCAUGCUCCUGAGGGACCUACCGAUAAGCCCGCAGGAUCUGGCGACCUGGUGGAUCGAACACGUGGCCAAGUAUUCGGGCGCCGAACACGUGAAAAGUAGCAGUCGACACAUGACAACGAUCCGUUACUACUCCGUAGACGUCGGUUUAUUUUACCUGUGUUUUAUCGCUCUGUUGAUGUACACCAUGAGAAAAUUCACCAUAAGAUUGGUCGUGGCCAAGGGAUCGCCUUCGUCGGUCGACUCGACGAAAUUAACGAGGACUAAAAUCGACUGAAUAUUAAAUAUACGUACGUACGUAUAUUUUACGCAAGAAAAAGUGAUAAACGUAGAGAUAUACGCUGUAAAUAUACAAUUUGUAUUCGCGUUUAUUUCGAACGCGUGGGGGGGGGGGGGAGGGGGGGACUGCGCUAUCCGAACCCCCGCCAUUAUUUUAAAUUUACAAUUAUAGUCGAAAACUAUUUAUUAGAUAGGAUCGUUAUUAUACCGUGCCGCAAAUCCCCGUCUAAUUAACUUAAAAGAAAUAUAAUUAGAAGAAGAAGAAAAAAAAAAAAAAAAAAAAAAAAUAUAGGAAAAAGCUGCAGAACGCCGCGACGAUAUAUGAACGAUGAUUGCGAUUAUUAUCGAUGAUAUAAACGUCACGUGAGGAUCAGGAAGUGAAUCUAACGCGUACUGUAUGAGGUGCGUGUAACAAUGGUGUUCCGAAUUUCACCGUUAUUUCAAAAAAAUAGGAGAAAUUUAUUUUUUUAUUUAUCGGACACAACGAGCUUCGGAUACCCACGUAUAUCCAUAUAUCACAUAUGUACCAUCUGUAUGUACACCUGUACACAAUUCUUUAGCGCUAUUAUCUACAGAACAGUCACAUUACACCGCAUACUAUGGAUAUACAUGAGAAGCGUCGCGCUUUCUAACGCGAGCUCUGCGUUAUAACGGCAAUAAAAUUGUAAAUCGGAAUGUGCUGUAUACGCAUGUGUACAUUACACACGUCUAUGUGGUAUUUAUAGCCGCCAAUGCUAUGUGAAUAAAAUACAGCGAUUUUCGUUCGUAUAGCGUACAUAUACCUGUGUAGUUAUAUAUAAUGUAAUAAGUACACGUGAUUAUAUACAUAUAUGAGGAAGUUACGCCGCAAGAAGAGACACACAAAGUUAUAUAUUCAUGGUUAUCGGGUGUACCUACUUGUACACCUACUUAUCCGGUAUAUACCAUAAUAUUAUACUACAUAUUGUAGAUCUGACUUCUACGUGCGUCGUUAUAAAUUAGAAAUUUAUAUUCGAUCAAUGCUAUUCACUUAUAGCAUUGUUUAUGCGGUACAACUUCAACCCAUAUCUACGUCCAGCUAUGUAUCAAUUACAUAUGUAUACUGUGUAAUACCAUAUAAUCGGAAUUUCGAUAUUAAUAAUCGAAAGUUCAUCUUCAAAGGUAUUGUAUGUCCACAUCUGGCCUGAAAAAUUAUCAGGUUAUAUACAUACGGAUACGGAUUGUGUCGAAAAAAUAGAAAUAGACAACGAUCCAAAUCUUCCAAAUUAUGUUCGUAUGUAAGGUAAUAUAUGCCUAGUUUUAAACUUCAAAUAUUACAGUUCUUUCUCGAUGCGAUGCGUGGAAAAAAAAACCAACAAACAAAUCUAUCUGUAAUUGAAAAGAAAGAAAAAUGUUCUAUUUUAUAUAAGCGAUAAUCUCAAACAGCUCAACGACGCAGCAAUAAUUAUUGUAUAAUUGUCGUGUAUUUUAUCAUUCUAUGUAUAGUAGUAUAAUGUAGAGAGUCAGGAAAUA